Molecule: messenger RNA, 1442 nt
Organism: Nomia melanderi (Alkali bee)
Lineage: Eukaryota; Metazoa; Arthropoda; Insecta; Hymenoptera; Halictidae
Gene: Ip259
Product: NSA2 ribosome biogenesis factor-like IP259
Source: RefSeq, a predicted model, not a curated record
UGAAUUAUAAAUUUUCAAAAAUUAUCCCAAAUUGAUGAUAGUUUCGACAUACUUUCAUUGAUUUAGAUGUAAUAAUAUUUAUGAACGCGUUUAUGCAUUUGUUUCUAUAUAUUCUACCGUUUUGAUGCAAUGUGCAUUGAAUAAAACAAAACUGAACGCAUGGCACGUUGCAAUAAUGUUGCUAUAUGUUACUUAAUGAAGCUGCAUUGGUAAAACAAUAUCAUUGUUUCUUCUUUUUAAUAUUAUUAUAUAAUAUUUUACUUAUAAUACUAUGUAAUUAAAAUACUGGUAUGAUAUAAUUAAUAUUUACUAUAGUACAUUGCAUUCAGAUGUAAAGUGCAGUUAUUAACUGAGUAUGCAUCAUUUUGCUUAGAUUUCAAUAUAUUGUAAAAUAUGUAUAUAAUAAUGUUCACAUAAGUUUAAUUUUAUUAAAUAUGCGAACAUUGAAAUAGAUUCAGUAUAUGCCUAUUGAAUAUAAAUAACUUAUAAAAUUAUAGUGUAUUUGUUUAAAUACAAUAAAAUUUAUAAAGUUGGAAAAUAGAAUUUUGUAAUUAAAGGAAUUAUUCAUUUUGUGAGGACGAACAUCAUUUAUAAUGCCACAAAAUGAAUAUAUUGAAAGGCACCGUAAAUUGUACGGUCGCCGAUUAGAUUAUGAAGAAAGGAAAAGGAAAAGAGAAGCUAGAGAACCUCAUAAACGAGCUGAACGUGCUCGUACUUUACGUGGCAUAAAAGCAAAAAUAUUUAAUAAAGAACGACGAAAUGAAAAGAUUCAAAUGAAAAAGAAAAUUAAAUCUCAUAUGGAGGAAAAGGUGAAGAAAGAUUCCAAUAGCAUGUCAGAUGGUGCAUUACCGGUAUACCUGUUAGAUCGUGAUAUUAAGAAAGAUGCCAAAGUAUUAUCAAAUAUGAUAAAACAGAAACGUAAAGAAAAAGUUGGCAAAUGGGAUGUUCCAAUUCCUAAAGUUAAAACACAAUCAGAAUCUGAAGUUUUCAAAAUAAUGAGAAGUGGAAAAACCAAACGUAAAUCAUGGAAAAGAAUGGUGACAAAAGUAACAUUUGUCGGUGAAAAUUUCACAAGAAAACCACCAAAAUUUGAAAGAUUCAUUAGACCAAUGGCAUUACGAUUUAAAAAAGCACAUGUAACACAUCCUGAAUUAAAAGCUACAUUUCAUGUACCAAUCAUUGGGGUAAAGAAAAAUCCGUCUUCAACUAUGUAUACAAACUUAGGCGUUAUAACCAAAGGAACAAUCAUAGAAGUAAAUAUUUCAGAAUUGGGAUUGGUAACGCAGUCUGGAAAAGUGGUUUGGGGAAAAUAUGCCCAAGUGACAAAUAAUCCUGAAAACGAUGGUUGCAUUAAUGCUGUAUUGCUUGUGUAAAAUAAUAUUAAUUAGAUUAUUUAUACUAAUGGAAAGACAUUUAUAAUAAAAACUACAUUUGGCCAUAAA